ACCGCCAUAUUUCUUUCUUUUCUUGUGUCGAGGUGCGAAACAUCAGCAAAGCGCGUGGUCAUAUACCCAAAAAUGGAUGAGGCAGAAAUUAUCAUCAGUGAAUCGGAUGCGGAAUACCCGGUUUUGCUUUUACCUAAAAAGUGUACUAUGCUUGAAACUAACUGUGAAGCUACUGAUAAUGUAUAUAUUAACUUAAACAUAUCAUCUCAAGACAGACAAGGGAAUGAGAUGAACAUAUAUUCAGGUUUUUGCAACGUUAAAAUCAUAGACAGUGAUGUAGACGUUUUACAUGAAAUGGAUAAUAAUCAGUUUGAUACAGACAAUGUGCUUGGCGAAAUCACAUUACCGGACUGUAAUGACGUGUACAAUGAAAAUCAGUCAGAAAUGUUGAUUGACCCAACGAACAAUCCAUAUGUGAAUAACGAUUAUGAUGUGAAGGAAGCUGACGAAAACUAUUCAGUUUACCAAGCACAUAGAGAACACAUUACAGUAAGGCAUCACAAUACAUACAUAACGCAAAAUGUUUACAACUAUAAUGAAGCUGUACACUAUUCACCAUUUAUGGAGUUUGAGCACAAGAAGUUUGGACGAGUGCAAAUGAGUGAAAUGAAUCCACAACCCAGUGAUCCCGGUUUGGAUGAGGAGCUGGAAUGCGGUGUAUUCCUGUCUCAGUUACCUGAAGAGAUUAUGUUGGCAAAUGAAAGCAAGGCUCGGGAGGAAAUGAAGUACAUUGAUCUGCCGACUGAGAACGACGCUAUCAAGCAGUUGAUGUCCUCCGAUAUGCAGACAAUGUCAAAGCAACAACGGACGAUACUGUACCUGGGGCAUAACUCGCACUACGGUCAAACUAUACAGAAGAUAUCUGUUAACGAUCCCAAGGUUAAAUGCAUUGAGACCGGGAAUGAUCAUAAUGAUGCAGCAUUUGAUGACAACCCCAGCCAAAAGAAAUACCAAUGCGAGAAAUGCAAGCAGAUAUUCUAUCAAAUAGCGGCGUUCAAGCAGCACAUCCAGGUCAACCACUCGUACAAAAGCGCCGCCGCCAGCUGGUCCAAGCCCAGCGACAUCGGCUUCAUGUGCUCAGAAUGCGGGAAGCAUCUCAAGACCCGGGAAAAGUUCGAAUUCCAUUGCAUGGCGCACGGCGACCCAGAUCUAGAAUGCAAUAAGUGCCACAAGGUCUUCGCCUCCAAAUUCACCCUCCGGAACCACAAUAAGAUACACCAGAGGAAACACAAGUGCACGUACUGUAAGAAAGGUUUCCACACAUUCAAAGAUUUGAAGUAUCACUUGGCGAAUAUGCAUUUCGUAUUCAAAUGCGGCUCCUGCGAGUUCUCCUCGACCAAACAUUCCGAACUGGUUGAGCAUAAGAAGGGACACAAGACGAGUGAGGCUGAUGCCAGUGACUCGGAGGUCACUCUGUCCCUGGAGGACUGGACGGAUGGUGCUGCAGCCACCACCGGCGAGGACUUUAGCAUCGUGACGUACGAGAAAGUCCCGCCGAAGCAGGAAAUCCAGGAUCCAGAUAGCGUGAUAGCGAAGGUGAUGUCAAACGAGAUUUUCCUCCUGCACACCAAGAAGGCGAGGAAGUUCAGGAAAUAUAACAAGACCUGCGGCGUGUGUUGCAAACCCUUCGACCGCGUCAGCGACUUGAAGCGCCACCUGAUCGAACACGUCAUCCGCAGCACGUUGGCCAAGACGCCCGUCAACAAGAACGGCACGCUGACCAUCCACUGCGAGGUGUGCCAGGCCCACACAUUCUCCAGGAUCGACAGAUACAAAGCUCACCUCCGGGAGCAUGCGAAACUGACCAUAUACAAGUGCAUCUUCUGCGAUAAGUCCUUCAGCGACUCCAGCAAUUUCUCGAAGCACAAGAAAAUUCACGGCACAACGUUCUUCCAAUGCGACCUGUGCCAACGGAAGUUCAACUCCAAGAAAACCUUAACCCAACACAUGGAGUAUCAUAACAAGAACACCCCCCUUAUGUGCUGCUAUUGCGAAAGGCAAUUCCAUUUCCCCUCAAUCCUCAAGAGACACAUAAAAAUUGCUCAUAUAAGGGAGAACUUGAGUCGUUCGAAGUGCAGAUUCUGCGAGCGCUGUUUUAAGACGUUAAAAGAGAAAUGGGACCACGAAUGGACCGUGCAUAAUGUUAGAAAGAUGAUUGUGGACUGUUUAAUAUGCGGCUCGAAGUUCAGAAAAUAUUCUGAGCUGAAGCGACACUGUAAGGAGUUCCACGAAAUGGAAAUACCGCCGGCUAGGAGGUUGUUGAAAAAAAACCGCAGGGCUUUCAAAUAAAUCGGCGCACAAUCGGUUCUCCAUAGAAAUUUCCUGACAAACAUUCCGAUUUCCGAUUUAAAAGGUUUACAGUCCGCUAUGUUGCUACAAAUAUCUGCAGGUCAUUUAAAUAAAGCGACAUUUAUAGGAUUCUCUUUAGAAAAUGCCCUUGUUUUAAAAUUAUUAGGUCGUUAGGGUUGGAAGUUCAAACUCUGAAAAUAUUCAGAAUUAAAACGAGAAUUAAAAAGUGUUUCGAGUGCAAAGUGUUAAUAAAAUCGGUUAGGUUGUUGCAAAAUAAGCGCAGUGAUUAAUUAAAACUAAAUCGGUUCUGUAUAGAAAUAUUUUUUGAGUGUUAAAACCUUUGGUCAGAAAAUCUUCUUAAUUGUAACGACUAACUUAUUAAAGAGUUUUAAGAAUUGUGUUGUAUAUCUCAAUGAAUAUUGGGGUGUAUUUUUCUUUGGUUUAAAAUUCAGAAAUAUGAAAAGCGGGUUGCAAAAUCAUAGUUCCUAGUAAAGUGCCACCUAUCGGUUUUAUUUAGUAAUAUAGGCUGGCCCUUUAAGCAUCACUGCUACGUUACGAUCACGACUUGUUAAAUUAUUAUAGUUCUAUCUAAUAUAGAUCUAGUUUUCAUUUUUAUGUUUAUAAUUUUUUUUUUUUAACUAUUUUUAAAUAUAUUUCAAAUAGUUAAAAAAAAAAUUUAUAAACAUGUUUACUUAAUUUUAAAUUAAGUAAAUUAUUCGAUGUAUUUUGCAGUAACAAUACUGGUCUUCUAACAAAAUCACAUUUAUCGGUUUUCUAUACUAAUGUAUUUAGAUUUUAGAUGAAAUUAAAAAUAAAUGUUACUUACAAAUGAUUACGUUAUGCAAGGCAUUUUGGACCUGCUUGACUGAUUUUUACUUAUUUAUUACGAGAUUGUGAACACAAGUUACAUUUUGUUAUAUAUUUUAUUUUGUUGUUAAUUACCUUUGUUGUAGAGUUUUUAUCGUUAUUCUUUGAGACUGAUUAACGUGUAAGUAAUAGUUUAAUAUUUUGAAGUAUAAAUAAGAUAUGGUAUGCGUUUACAAAGAUUAUGAUGAUUUUUUCAAAUCAAUCAAUGAUUUGGUUGGAGACUGAUUUUACUCAAUAGUUCUAAGAUAUUUCAUCUUUAUAGCAGUUAUUUACAUUUGUUUAUAGAAAAGUUGUUUGUAUGUGUACAUGUGUUUAUUACUACGAAAUUACACUAAAUCGAGAUUUGUGAACCUAAGUUACAGUGCAACAAUUCACAAAAUUUAUUGAUAAUGCCCUGAGUAAAUCAAUAUUCAUAUGUAUGUGUCCGAAUACAUAAAUGACUUCGCAAUUUGAUAAGGUAAUAAAAAGCUAGUAUUUUUCCGUUAGCCGUGGAUUGCAAAAAAUCCAAAUUAGGCUGCACAAUAUUCGAUAUUAGUUUUAAUAAUAAACGGCCUGAAAGCCACUUCUAGUUUAUCAUUGUAUGGCUGGAACAUUAAAUCACCAUUAUUGGUUAAAAUUAAUUUAAAUAAUACUGCUGUUGUUAAAAAUUAUCGUAUCUAUUAUAGAUUCAAAAUAAUUAAUAAUACUUGCUGAGUAAAUAAAAUGAAUUACUACUAAAUCAUUACUUAAGCGAUAAUUUAACAAACCUAAUUAUUUUGUCCAUUUAAAAAAAGUUGAUUUAUAUGAUCGCUGUUUUCAGAAUUAGAAGUACCUUAAUCGAUUCUUAUUAAUGUCAAUUUUAUAUACUUAAGUUGAAAUGUAAUCUUUAUUAAUAGCAAAAUUUAUUUUCAUUAUCAAGUUCAAAUGGAGAACGGUUAUGUAAUUUUUUUUUUAUCGUUCAAACUGUAUAAUUUUUAUUAAUCAUUAUGAAAUAACUGAUGAAACUUUUCGUCGGAGCAUGGCCGAAAACCCUUCCCAGGACCUUAUGCAUGAGCUCGUUCGAUUGCCUCGGUGGAAGACAAACUGAGAGGCUUUUUGUUUUAAUACGCUGUGUGAAGCUUUGGUGUUAAAGGCAUACUCACUCUGACGUAAUUAUCGUGUGCCAUGUUAUAUAUUUUAUACAUACGUUUUUGGUUAACUUUUAUGGAUUUUGUAACGACUUUGUGUAUAAUUUCUAUUUAUUUUCUUGGUAUUGUACUUUUAUAGCUAUGGUGAUGAAAAUCUUGGUUUAUUAAGUCUAUGUAACCAACAUAGUCUACUAAGAUUAUUAGAGAUCUCUUAAUAAUUAAGAAACUACCCAUACAGAAAUGUUAUUAAGUUAAUUUAAUACAUUUACUUUGUUUUUUUUAUCUA
Messenger RNA from Pararge aegeria (speckled wood butterfly), 4548 nucleotides. Its product is annotated as zinc finger protein 708-like. The coding region runs from base 73 to 2289 and encodes 738 amino acids. Gene Ontology annotation, cellular component: chromosome. Gene Ontology annotation, biological process: regulation of transcription by RNA polymerase II. The record is from RefSeq and is a predicted model, not a curated record. The transcript has 5 exons. Gene Ontology annotation, molecular function: chromatin insulator sequence binding. Lineage: Eukaryota; Metazoa; Arthropoda; Insecta; Lepidoptera; Nymphalidae.